UGGAAGGGUAAUUACGUCCAAAUGCUUAUUAUCAUCGGCUCCCGAAUCCCGAUUGCUUGACGCCUUUCCCAUCAUUUUGCCCUCUCUCUUUUGCCUUCUCUCUUUCUGGCCCUCUUUCUAUCCCGCUCGAGAGCGCGCUAAGACGAGGGGGCUAUGCUUUUGCAGCGACAAGGGAAUCCGUAUGUCUGCGUUGUUCAGUUUGCAGUCUGUGCUGCUUCCGGAUUAGGUUCUUGUCAAGGGUCGUGCGUAUCCCUCAGUAGUUGUGUCACCGAGAAUCGUCUGCAGUGACACAUUUUCCUUCUAAGCUUCCGUCUAGCUUCAUCCAUAUUUUUUCGAGUAGCUAGGAGCUUCUUCAGGGAGUUAUGGAGAUACAGACGUCCGGCAAACCAAUUGAUUCUUUGUUGGAGAAGGUUCUCUGUAUGAACAUUCUUUCCUCUGAUUACUUUAAGGAGCUUUAUAGAUUAAAGACUUACCAUGAGGUCAUUGAUGAGAUAUACAAUCAAGUGGAUCAUGUGGAACCGUGGAUGACUGGCAACUGCAGGGGGCCUUCUACAGCCUUCUGUCUUCUGUACAAGUUUUUCACGAUGAAACUCACUGUCAAGCAGAUGCAUGGAUUGUUGAAGCAUCCUGAUUCGCCAUAUAUUAGAGCUGUUGGGUUCCUCUACCUUCGCUAUGCUGCAGAGCCAAAGACGCUGUGGGGCUGGUUUGAACCUUAUCUUAAAGAUGACGAGGAGUUCUCUCCAGGUUCAAAUGGGCGAAUGACUACCAUGGGUGUCUAUGUACGUGAUCUCCUACUUGGCCAGUAUUACUUUGACACGCUCUUCCCGCGCAUCCCGGUUCCUGUAAUGCGGCAAGUUGUUACUAACCUUGAGAAGUUGAAGCUUCCUACAAAACAUAGUGGAGUCACUGGAGAAGCUACUCGCCAUGGAUCUGAUGACACUGCCCGAAGGCCACCUUCAGUAAAAGCUGCCCUCUCUGUGUCCUUUGGUCAGCGUGCUCCACACCGUGCAUCUACAAGAGACUCCUCUCCUGUUCGUCGGACUCUGCCAGCACCACGUGAAAGGAUUGAAAAUACUGACAUUCGCCGAUCCCCUGAUAAAGACCGUGUUCAUUCUAAAGAACGUAGGGAUUCUGAUAGGGACCGAGAGAGAAACCGGGACCAUGAUCGAGACCGUGAGAGAAGCCGUGACCAUGAUCGAGAUCGUGAGAGAAGCCGAGACCAUGAUCGAGACCGUGAUAGAGAUCGUGACCGUGACCUUGAUAGGGAACGUGACCGUGACAAAGAGCGGGACAGAGUAAGGGACAGAGACAGGAGACAUGGAUAUGAGCGUGAUGGCAGAGAUUCUUACCGCUCAAAGUAUCCAGAAAGAGAGAAUGGUAUGCGCAAUCAUGAGAGAGGAGACCGGGACAGACACCGUGAUUCUGUCUCUCGACACCGAAGCAGGAGCCGAAGCCGAAGUCGGAGUCGUAGUGUUCACAUGUCAGGCAGGAGUGCGAGUGCAGAUGUUCGUUCAAGUCCAUUCAAGGAUGCCCCCAAGGAAAAAAGUGCAGUUUCAAGCAAUCUGGCAAAGUUGAGGGACCUGUAUGGAGAUGCUUCCGCUGAUCGAAAAGGUGAUAGCAGCAUGGACCACACUGUCAAGGACAGUAGCAGUGAAGAUGUUAUCAGGCUUGGUGGUGCUACGUGGAGAUAGAAUGGCUGCCCUAGUACCUUCGCUUGAUUGUAAAAUUAAAGACCAACAUGAAAUGAGCAUGAUCUAGAAAAUUCUGUUUUUUAUACGAUAACUCUGUUUAGGUAUUUGAAUCCUGCUAAAGCUUCGUGCUCCAAAAUUUCAAAGUUUGUCUACAUUUGUCUUUGUUACUGAAUGGCUGCAAGGGCAGACUACAUCUGAAAUUUAUGGAAAACUUCUGGAAUUUUGGUCACUUUUAAACAUGUUUAUUAUGUUUGUUA
Messenger RNA from Nymphaea colorata (pocket water lily), 1948 nucleotides. RefSeq names its product pre-mRNA splicing factor SR-like 1. Lineage: Eukaryota; Viridiplantae; Streptophyta; Magnoliopsida; Nymphaeales; Nymphaeaceae. The record is from RefSeq and is a predicted model, not a curated record. The transcript has 5 exons. Bases 363 to 1691 code for a protein of 442 amino acids. Gene Ontology annotation, cellular component: precatalytic spliceosome.